UGUCAUCCGUUUUCGGAUGUCGUCUGCACGAUCGAUAAUACAAAUUGGUGUUCAGGGCUCGCGGAGGUCUAAAAUUGAUGGCCAUUCAGAUCUAAGUGUUAUAAUUACCAAAUUAUUUAUCCGGACGUGAUAAUGGAUGCUACUGGUGCUUACGGAGGCGGGAAAGCAGGAGGGGCCUUUGAUAUUCAGGCUUUCGUCCAAAGACCACCCGUAAUAGUUAGGGCGGUUUGUUGGUUGUUCAGCGUCAUAGUAAUGGGCUGCAUAUCUGCCAAAGGCUGGUACAUCGACCCGUCGGACAAGAACGAGUACUGCGCUUACAAUAAGGACACCAACGCCUGCAACUACGGUGUUGGAAUAUCCGUGAUCGCGUUCAUAGCGUCCAUCGGCUUCAUCGCUGGAGAGUAUCUGUUCGAGCAGAUGUCUUCAGUCAAGACAAGGAAGCAUUAUGUGCUGGCCGACAUGGGUUUCUCUGCUUUCUGGGCAUUCCUGUACUUCGUGGGCUUCUGCUACCUGUCCAAUGCCUGGGGCAAGACCGAGGUGGCGCCAAAAGGCACCGCAAACAACAUGCAGGGAGCCAUCGCGUUCUGCUUCUUCUCUAUCUUCGCUUGGGUGGCGUGCGCGUUCUUCGCGUUCCAGCGUUUCCGCCUCGGCGCGGAGGCGGCGUUCGCGCCGUCGUACGAGGUGCAGGGCGCGGCGGGCAGCCCGGGCGCGUUCCCCGCGUACCCCGGCGCGCCCGACCCCGCCCCUGCCCCCGUCUACAGCGACCCCCCCUUCUCCCACCAACAACCCGCUGGAAACAUCGACUACACUGCACCGACUUAUUAAACACCUUCGGUGGGCAGUCAGAAUCCGCCUUUUACUUUAACGCGGUGAGAAUCAAUAUACACCGCCCUAUUCUCCUCUAAAAGGUGAAAAUUUGUAACUCAUUUUGUUCGACGGCCUUAUGUUUGUUAUGCUGCGUUUCUAAUGACAUGUCAACAUGUGCAUUGACCUUUAUAUGUCUGUCUCUUUUCUUCUGUCACAUGUCAAAUUUAAUUUUGAAUUCUAUGUGUGAGGUAUACAAAUUAGCGACUUAAAUAUGAUAUAGCAUAUAAAGAGAUACAAAUUUUCACUCUUAUUAUUUUUUUUAUUAUAAAAAUAGAACAUUAAGACACUAUUAUUUUGUUUAUUUGACAAUGAAGUCCGUGACAAACUUUUUUUUUAAUGAAUUAUACCUAUUUCGUUAGUAAGUUUUAUUCGUGUGUGAUCAAGCUCUAGUUCUUUUAAUGUAUACUAAUUUUACUUACCAUGUCACGUCCAUUUUUUUAAAUUAUUUUUACUAUUUAUUUAUACAAUAUCUCGAUGAAUGAGAUAGAUGAUAUUAUAAUGUAUGGUCUAACAAAUUUGAUCUUAUAGUGAUUUAAAAUGUUAAACUAAAAGUUCAUUGAUUCUAAGCAGCCAAAUAUAUUUUUAUUACAUUUUAUUCCGUAUUUUACCCCUUAUCAUGAUAAUCUAGUGGUCAUUAUUAAUUUCAACUAAAUUUAUUAGACCUUAUAUUUAUAAAAAAAAAUUAUGUACUUGUGUAUGAACUUGUUACACUGACGUUGUUAACAUUCCCCAAAUAUCACUAUUAAACAUAUAAUAUAUUUCUAUAUACAUAAAAUUAUAUGUGUAAUCACGUAUUUGCUUCACAGUACCUGCCUGUAGGUGUGUAUAUUUAUCAACUUUGUGACCAUUAUUAUGUGUAAAUAGAUACUUAAUAUUCACGUUUUCCGGCUAGUGAUUCAGAAUGUGAUAUUGUUUUUUUUUUUUUAUAUCAACUAUUGUCAGAUUUUUUCAUGUCAAGUUUUCAUCAACUGACAGAUUAGCUAUACUUAAAUUUUGAUUUUUUGUCAGUUUUUUACAUUAAAUCUUCUAUGGCACACUUAAACCCCCCAUGACGAUAAAAAAACGUUCAUUUUUAUGUUAAACAUUUCAAUCGUUAGAAAUUAAAAAAAAAAACAGUAAACGUAAAUACGCCUGUUUGCUGGCUCAGUAGUAUAAAAAAUACUGUAAAACCAUAACACCUUAUUUGAUUGUCGGUAAAAAUAUAUUAUCACAUUAAUUUACCAUUUCGUGCCAUUUUCUGUUGCUUUAAGCUUUCAAUUGAAAAUUAUAUAAUUUUCUCAUAUUUAUAUAGAUAAGUAUGGUUUUAGGCAUAAGAGUAUAAUGAUAAUUUUCCUUAUUGUAACGUACCAAAUAUUAUCAAAUUGUAAGUUAUUUUUUUUAUGUAUUUUAACUAAUUCAAAUUAUUUUACACAAAAAGCUAAUCUUUCUGACGUGAACAAACAGAUAAGUCACGCCAGUGUCUUUAUUAUAUAAUAAGUUUAACAUAAAUAUAUAUAUAAUUACAGCAGGCACUUGCCGUAAGUCUGUAUUUAUGCGUGUUUUAUAUUUAAGUAACGCAUUUUAUGAUGCCUACAAUCCUUAAGCCCACUCGAUUUUUUUAACUUUCACACGCAAAGAAAAUGCGUAUUAGUAUGUCAUUAUUCGUGCUUUGCCAUGAUUUUGGUUGCGUGGGUCGCGCAUCCAAAGGUCUUUAGAUAUUAUUCAUAAUAUAUGUAGGGUAAUAUAUUUUGAAUAUCAUUAUGUUGUAUGAGAUCCAACAUAUUUGGAUCCAUAUCACACGACCCAUCCUAUAUUUUAUUAUAGUUUUAUUUUUCUCAAAAAUUACGCAGUAAUGUUACGCAAAAUAAUCUUACGAACUAAAUUGAUCUGAAGCGAUCAGUAUUAUUAUAUAAAAAAAAUACAAAGUUACUGUAUAAACUAUUAGCGCUUAUCCGAGAUCAUAGUAUUUUUUUAAAGAUGAUAUUUUAGGAAUACGCUAUAUCUUAUAGUAUAAUUUCUUGAGGCACGUCAUAAUUAUUAUAUUGCUGUAAAUUAUAUAAUGAAAGUUAAAAAUAUUAAAUAGACUCAUUUUAAAAAUCUAAAUAUUCUAAAUAAUAUGGACCUACGGCUUAAAUCUUAGUACAAAUAUUUUUCAAUGGUGUUAUAAUAAUUGUAAUGUGCCAAUGUUGAGGCUGUUCUAUCGCCUUUAUUGAUUUUGUGUAGUACACAAUAUUCAUAUUAUAUAAUAUUUUUAAUAGUCAAUAUAAACAAGCCACUAUGUUAAAAAAAAUUACAAAAAUUAUAUUCUCUAAAAUAAUACUUCUGAAACUGUGAAGUGUUUUCUCAUAGGUAAAAACCGCUUAUUCACCCAGGUGAACUAAACCUUAAUACCUGCAUGCAUUAAAAGUACUUUCAAUAUUAUAUGAUUCAAUAUUGUGUAUUAUAGUUAAAAUCUGAGGGUUUAGUGUAAGUGUGCAAUUGACUAUAAAGUCGAUUCUCAGUACGAAAUAGCUAACCAAUCACAGUGCGGCAUUGUGACGCGACAGCAACCACGCCGCAAUGUGAUUGGUUAGCUGCUUCUCACUGCGGAUCGGCUCAAUAGUGAGAUGUGAAUUGCAAACCCACAACUCUCUGUAGUAAUUUUAUCACUUCCAUAGCUUGCACUGUUAUAACUAUAGUUAGCAAUAACGUGUCGUGUGGUGUUAAUUCUCAUAUUUGUGAGAUUGUUACCGCACGUUGUGAGUGUCAUAUCAAUCUUGUGAGUCUGGUGAGAUUACGGGACGAAUUGUGAAAUAUAAGUUGCAAUUAUUUUUGACUGGCCCGUGCAAACCCAAUGCGUAUGCAGCACAAUUGUAUUAAAUGUUAGCAUGCACACUUGCUUAAAAAUAACAUACAAUCGUACAUAUGCAAUAGUAUGUGCGCUGCAUAAGCACUCGGUGUGUCUCUCGGCUUUAGGUCUCAUUGCUCCGUUGCGCUAUAUCGCGCUGCGCUCCGUCGACGCAUCAACGCAAGUGUCUACUCUCGACGCAACCAGAACGGCGACGCCCUGCGAUGACGCACCGGUGGAUAACGGUGCAAUCGGGUGACUCGACAAUUAUGUAUGCACUUCAUAUGUGCAAUAUGUGAGUAAGGGAUAUUAUUUUACAAUUCGUCUUAUCGUGUCUUUAUGUUGGCUUAUUCUGUUUUCAAUUUUAAUAUAAAUUCUUUAAACAUUACUUUGAACCCGGCGAAAUGUAUUAUUAUAAACGAGAGAAGAAAUAUAAAUAUGUUCUUUUUCGUAAAUUAUUCAUCUGAUUGUAAAAUAAUAUAAAACUUCAUUUAUGAUAUAAAUGAUUCCCAAGUGCAAUAACUAUCCCAAUAAUGUAUUUAUUAUUAUCACUCCCUUAAAAUAUUUUUAGAUAUACAACCAUUACUUAUGUAUAAAAUUAUUUAAUUAUAAAGGUAAAUAUUACGCGAAUUGCAAAAUUAUGCUGUUGUGUGCUUAUUCGUGCACUCUCGCGGAUGCCCUUGAAUUGAUCUACUCGAUUGCUAGCUGUUGUAUGAACUAAUAUAAUUUAAUCUUCUGUACACUAAUUGUAAUGUAGCAAAUACAAAUAUACUUAGAUGUAGAUAUGUAACGCGUAUGUUGGUUAGAAAUUUGUUCCAAAGAUAAUAAAAAAACUAUUAAAUAAUAAAAAAAAAUAUUGUAAUAAGUGUUGAAUAUUAACGCUGUUCGGUGUUUGACAUAACUAAUGUUAAGUGUAUAAAGGUUGGUACCGGCUCGCUAUAGUCGUAUUCAGUGUACUUAGAUCUCUACAAGUGACAGGUGGUUGAUUUAUAUAUGUUUAACUAAGAGGCUUGCAGUAUUUUUUUAAAUAAUAUUGGCAAAUGGAACUAUUUGACCGACGUCGACCGUCCGACAGAAAGGGACGCACGUAUUUAUUAGAAAAGGAAGGCGGUUCUGCUUCUCUUUCUUUUGUUUACAUGCAUCCCUUUCUGUCAGUCGGCGUCUGUCAAGACUUGUCUGAUACGAGUAUGAAUAUCUUUUGGAAUGACAGAAAUGUUGUAAUUCAUAUCAAUUUUCUGCAAACUCAUUACUGAACUUGUAUUGGUUCUUUUUUUCAGAUUCUUUAUUCAAAUUAAGAAGUUUUACAUACAUCAUACAUCAUCUGUUUUAUAUUAUACUGGUUCUUGCCAUUAUCAAUAUUUGGGCCAAUAGUUGGAAUUCCUAAAUUAAUAUCAGUAAUGAGUAACAUUUGUCAAUAUUAAAUCAACUCCUUGAUAAUAGUAUUAUUUUAAUAUUAUGUAUAACUAAAAAACCAAACGGCAAAACAAAAUGUGUGCACGCCUUAAAUAAUUGUUACUUGUGAGUCAAUUUUUAUUCCUAUCAGUAUUAUUUUUUCAUCGAGAGCGUGAUAUAGUAAAUCGACCCAUUCGUCCUGGUGUUUCUAAAUGGCCGACAUCCUCUAAUUUAAAAAAGUACAAAGUUCUCAAAGAUCAUCUAACAAAAAAAAAAUCCAUAACAAAAAUUCCCAAACCCCGUUUUAUGUAUAAUAUUUAGGUACCUACUUAGAAAAGGUUAAAAUGUCGAAAUGUCUUGCUUAUAUGAUUAAAAUUUCGAAAAUAAUAUUAUUUAGUUUAAAAGUAAAAUCUUUGCACAUUACAUUUAAAUUACCGCUAAUUUAACUACGCAAUAAUUUGCAAAUAAUAUUGAUUUUUAAAAUGUGCAUGUGUUCAAUAAAAGUACUUACAUUAAUUAGUAGGUAGUACAUACAUAUUCGGUACAGUUGUGUAAACGCAUGUUAUCAUCAGACACAGCGACCUAAUUCGUAUUGAUAAGAGAGAUUAAUAUCACACGUCCAACAAAGUAAUAGAUUUGCCAUCCUACACUACAUUUACAUAGCUGGGUGAUGAUUCUGCUAACAGGUCAUAAUUUAGUUAGUAGUUCUAGUUACAGUUCAUGUAACUAAGAACUAGAGAUAAAACCACUGAGAAACUAUUGUGUGUACGCUUAUUUUGUCGUUCCGAAAUUCCCACGGGAGCGAAGCCCCGCAACUAUUACAGUAUAAUUAAAUAAACACGUAUCAUGUUUGUAUACCAAAGAUCGCACAAAAUGAGUAACGAUUGUAUUUGGCGUGCACCGCUAUCCUCUGUUGAGUGUUCAGUGAUGUGCAAAUGAGUUAUGGUAAAUUAAAUAAAUCGAAUAAUAGAUAAAA
Molecule: messenger RNA, 6041 nt
Organism: Plodia interpunctella (Indianmeal moth)
Lineage: Eukaryota; Metazoa; Arthropoda; Insecta; Lepidoptera; Pyralidae
Gene: Syngr
Product: Synaptogyrin
Exons: 5
Coding region: 133-825 (230 amino acids)
Cellular component (GO): synaptic vesicle membrane; neuromuscular junction
Source: RefSeq, a predicted model, not a curated record